AUGGACUUGCAAAACCAGACUGAGUUGACUGAAUUCAUUCUUCUGGGCUUUUCAGCUCUGGAGGACAUCCAGAAUUUACUUUCUGGAGGGUUCCUGAUCAUCUAUUUGCUCACUCUGCUGUGGAAUACCUUCAUUAUCAGCAUAGCCAUACUGGACAAGAAGCUCAGAACACCCAUGUAUUUCUUCCUAGGUAACCUCUCUUUCCUUGAUAUUUGCUACACUACCACCACAGUCCCUCAGAUGCUCUACCAUCUUCUCUCAGGGAGAAACACUAUUUCCUACAUGGGUUGUGUCUUCCAGCUAUAUCUGUUCUUCUCUUUCUUGGGGGUAGAAUGCCUCCUUCUGGCAGUCAUGGCCUUUGACCGCUACAUUGCCAUAUGCAGGCCACUGCGCUACACACUCAUUAUCAGCAACAACAUUUGCCUCCAGCUAGCCUCAGCAUGCUGGGCUGGUGGUUUCCUCAACUCUCUCAUUCAUGCAGUCUGUGCAUUCCGACUGCCUUUUUGUGGCAACAACCAAAUAGAUGCCUUCUUCUGUGACAUUCCACCAUUGUUGAAGCUCUCAUGUGGGAACAUCUCCCUCAGCCAAAUGCUGUUGCUUUACAUUGGUUUACUCAUGGCUUGGGCACCAUUUAUAAGCAUCCUUCUUUCAUACGCAUAUAUAAUUUCGACUGUCUUAAAGAUACGCUCUUCAGAAGGUAGACAAAAGGUUUUCUCCACCUGCUCUUCCCAUCUCACUGUGGUGCUUCUAUACUAUGGUAGUGCCAUCUUUAACUACUCAAGACCUGUUUCUACUAAUUCAUCAGCUCAUGUAAGUCUGAUCCCCCUGAUGUAUAGCAUCUUAACUCCACUUUUAAAUCCUAUUAUAUAUACCUUGCGCAACAAAGAUGUGAAGAAAGCUUGGCAACAUUUUAUGGGAAAAGCAUAA
Messenger RNA from Varanus komodoensis (Komodo dragon), 927 nucleotides. Its product is annotated as olfactory receptor 5V1-like. NCBI's taxonomy places the organism in Eukaryota, Metazoa, Chordata, Lepidosauria, Squamata, Varanidae. The transcript has a single exon. Gene Ontology annotation, molecular function: G protein-coupled receptor activity; olfactory receptor activity. Gene Ontology annotation, cellular component: membrane. Gene Ontology annotation, biological process: G protein-coupled receptor signaling pathway. Bases 1 to 927 code for a protein of 308 amino acids. The record is from RefSeq and is a predicted model, not a curated record.